This is a messenger RNA of Trichomonas vaginalis G3, 1068 nucleotides long. RefSeq names its product 3'-phosphoadenosine 5'-phosphosulfate transmembrane transporter protein. NCBI's taxonomy places the organism in Eukaryota, Parabasalia, Trichomonadida, Trichomonadidae. Gene Ontology annotation, molecular function: transmembrane transporter activity. The transcript has a single exon. Gene Ontology annotation, biological process: transmembrane transport. Bases 1 to 1068 code for a protein of 355 amino acids. The record is from RefSeq and is a predicted model, not a curated record. Gene Ontology annotation, cellular component: Golgi membrane; endoplasmic reticulum membrane.
AUGGAUAAGCGGAUAGACCUUUUCGGAUUUGAUAUUUCUUUUCUUCCGAAAUGGGCUAUCCUCUUACUCGGAAUAAUCGGCAUAUUUGCGUCGUUUAUUCUUCAAGGCUAUUCUCACGAAGCCAUAUUCGGCAAAUUUAAAAUGAAAGAGGCUCUUUUCUUAACAUUUGUUCAGUUCUUCGUAUAUUCUUCGAUAUCAUUCAAGUUUUUUAUUGAUUUGGCCCGAAAAAAGACAAUCCUUCAUGCGCCAUUCUGGUUUUACCUUAUUACAGCUUUUGCACUUGUUGGAUCGAUGGCCUUAUCAAAUUACUCGUUGGAAAGAAUCAGUUAUCCAACACAAGUCCUUUUCAGAUCUUCAAAAUUAAUCCCAGUCAUGCUUGGAAGCUACUUUUUCCUCCGAAAACGCUACAGUCAUAUGGAAGUCAUCUCAGUCUUCUUAACUGUUGCAGGUUUAGUCGGAAUUUCAAUGAGUGACAAAAAGGUUAAUAAUAAAUUAAACCCUAUAGGCCUAGUAGCAGUAAUUUCAUCCUUGUUUUGUGAUGCCUUUGCAUCAAACUUAGAAGAAAAAGCCUUUGCUACGUACCAAGCCCCACAAAAUGAAGUCAUUGCAAUGGUCUACUUGAUCGGAUCAAUAAUCAUUGGUAUUGCAUCAAUACCAGUCGGACAGUUUACAUCUGGCAUGAAGAGAGUGAUGACAGAACCAGUUUUGGACAUUCAAAUUUUACUUUUUUCUUCAUUGGGUGCUGUUGGCAUCCAGUUCAUCUAUUUACUGAUUAACACUUUCGGAUCUGUUGUUACUGUUAUGGUUACUUCCUUAAGAAAAGCAUUUACAGUUUGUUUAUCAUUUUUAUUCUUUUCUGACAAGAAAUUUACCAGAUACCACUUGAUGUCCAUUAUAUGUAUCAGUUUUGGUAUAGGAAUGAACAUUUACGGAAAGCAGAAAUCGAAGAGCGCAAGAAGAUUAUCAGAUUUACCGGACAAGUCAAAAUAUGUGAAGCAGGAAGAUGUUCCAGAUAAUGUUGAUAUAGGAGCAUUAGCUGAGAAAAGAGAAGAUGUCAAAUUUGCAUAA